AUGGUCAACGUUGCCAUUGCCGGAGGUUCGAGAAGCAUUGGCAGCGCUAUUGUAGCUGCGCUCCACGCAGAUGGGUCGCACAAAUGUGUCAUCUUGAGCCGCACGGAGAGUGAUGACCCAAGGGUGAUUACGGUGGACUACUCGGACAUUCGAAACUUGGCAGAAACGCUUGACGUGCAUGAAAUUCAUACCGUCAUCUCCGCCCUUUCUCUUCAGAGUGACGCGAGUGGACGGGCCCAGAUGAAUCUCAUCGAGGCUGCUAUACGGUCACAACACACGAAGCGCUUCAUGCCAAGUGAAUUCGGCGCAAAUUAUACGCAGAAAUUCAUCAAAGGUCUUCCCCUAUAUGCCUGGAAACUCAAAGCUGCGGAUCUUCUUGAGGAAUCCAACCUCGAGUAUACACGCAUUUCGAACGGCAUCUUCCUCGAUUACUGGUUUGCGCCACACAUCAAAUCCGCCUUUGCGGUCAACGUGCCCACGUGGGUUGACGUCGAGAACAACUAUGCCGUGAUUCCUGGGGACGGCAAUGCCCCAUUGGUCGUGACGCAUUCUCGAGAUAUUGCGCGAUUCGUGGUGGCGGUUCUUGGGUUACCUCGUUGGGAAAAGCAAUACUUCCUCGUCGGAGACCGACUGACGAUAAACGACUUUGUUCGCCUCGCUGAGGAGGUUAAGGGUGUCGAGUUUGAGAAGCACACUAACGAUGCUGAGAAUUUGGCUCAAGGGGGAUGCACGUUUGUUCCCGCCGCACGAGGGCUACUUCAAGCGCUGGAAGUUGAAGAUCAGUUAUCCAUGGGGCGGAUGCUUGCAUUCAUUGGAACUUUGAUUGUUGAUGGGGACAUGGACUUGCCGGCGGAGCCAAACCUCAACAAGGCGUUUCCAGAUCUCAAGACGCUCACUGUCCGAGAAGCGCUAGAGAUUUCUUUUGGAAAAGGAGGCUGA
Messenger RNA from Scedosporium apiospermum, 939 nucleotides. Its product is annotated as Nmra-like family protein. NCBI's taxonomy places the organism in Eukaryota, Fungi, Ascomycota, Sordariomycetes, Microascales, Microascaceae. The transcript has 2 exons. The record is from RefSeq and is a predicted model, not a curated record. The coding region runs from base 1 to 939 and encodes 312 amino acids.